This is a messenger RNA of Closterium sp. Naga37s-1, 549 nucleotides long. The record is from the annotation of a GenBank genome assembly. NCBI's taxonomy places the organism in Eukaryota, Viridiplantae, Streptophyta, Zygnematophyceae, Desmidiales, Closteriaceae.
AUGCGCAGGGAGGCAUUGGCAGCUAAGGAUGCCGCGGAGGCAGUCCCCGAGCUCGGCAUGGUGGACGACGUGACGCGGAUGCGCCUGAAGACGCGCUACUUCGACAGGUCCCCUUGUCACUUCUUUGGCAGCGGAGAGAAGAUGCAGCUGCCUGACUUCAUCAAGGCUCACCAGAAGCUGGAUAAGCGUGAAAUGAAAGCGGAAGGCGUGGACGCGGAUGGCAACGCCGUCUCCUUCGAAUUCACCCUGCACGAACGCCCCCUGCCAGGCCAUGAGACUGAGGGUGAUGUAACCGCGUGCUUUGAGCUUUCGCUCAAGUUCAUCCGCAAAGUGGACGAGGAGCUGGAGUGGCGCAUGCGCGACCUCAACCUCCUGGAAGGCGCCAAGCUGUUUCGGACGGCGUCGUAUGUGUCCGAUGACACUAAGCGGCUGGAGUCCUUCAGGAAGUGGCUUGGCCAGCUCCACAAGCUGUACAACCACAAGCUGCCUGGUAAGCGUGAUUGUCUGAUGUGUCGGGUAUUUGAGAUUGACAUGCCGGCAACAACUUAG